Monopterus albus (swamp eel) is the source of this 838-nucleotide messenger RNA. Its product is annotated as steroidogenic factor 1-like. The annotation marks the transcript as partial. Gene Ontology annotation, molecular function: RNA polymerase II cis-regulatory region sequence-specific DNA binding; nuclear receptor activity. The transcript has a single exon. Gene Ontology annotation, cellular component: RNA polymerase II transcription regulator complex. Lineage: Eukaryota; Metazoa; Chordata; Actinopteri; Synbranchiformes; Synbranchidae. Gene Ontology annotation, biological process: hormone-mediated signaling pathway; regulation of transcription by RNA polymerase II; tissue development. The record is from RefSeq and is a predicted model, not a curated record.
AUUUUACUCCUGCUGCUACAGUUUACUGUUCAUCGAGGUGUUUUGCAAAGGGGGUCUUGGCAGUGUAGGAGAAGUCAGUAGAGUCAUUGUUUCAUCUGUAAAUCUGUUCUUCACCUCUUGUUUCUUGUGUGACAGCGGUGCGUGCGGACCGCAUGCGUGGGGGUAGGAAUAAAUUUGGCCCGAUGUACAAGAGAGACAGGGCCUUGAAACAGCAGAAGAAGGCUUUGAUACGAUCCAAUGGGUUUAAGCUUGAGAGCACAGCCCCUCCACCAGGCUCUCCUCUGCAGACUGAUUACGGCUUCACCAGCAAUCUGCACACCUUGCCCACCAUUUCCAAAAGCAUGCUCCCCUCCACCCCAAACUCCAUCACACCUACAGACUACGAGGCUAGCCUCUAUGGACCCCCAUCCCUGGGCAUGGCCAUGCAGUCCCACAUGCCCCUCACCACCCAGUACCAGUACACAGCCUUCCCUGGCAGGGCGAUUAAAGCUGAGUGUCCUGACUACACCAGCUCCCCUGAGUCUCUGACAGGAUAUCCCUACCCAGACAUGUACCCCUCGGCCUCACCGCAGCCACCCAGCCUGCCGCCGCUGGUGCUGGAGUUGCUGCGCUGCGAUCCAGAUGAACUAGCGGUGCAGAAUAAAAUCAUCACUCACCUGCAGCAGGAGCAGGGCAGCCGGGGCCGGCUGGACAAGCCCAGCACCUUCAGCCUCAUGUGUCGCAUGGCAGACCAGACCCUGUUCUCCAUAGUGGAGUGGGCUCGGAGCUGCAUCUUCUUCAAGGAGCUCAGGGUGAGUACCGAGUUCAUGAUCCCAUCCUCAUGCUCACACAAGCACAC